AUGCCGCUGAAACAACCGCGCAAGCGCAAGUCUGUCGCAUCACAAACCACACCCCAGCGCCGGCGUCGUGGUGCUAAAACUAUCCCCUCAACACCCAUCUCGCAGCCCAUGUCCUCGUCUCAAGCCGAAAAGAAGUACCGAGUCAAUGGUCGCAAUGAACGCAUCACUGAAACACCUCAGGCAAAUGAGAUACGCGCUAUGGGUAACAAAGGCCAGCGAACCCCAAAGAGAACCACUCAGCUCGCUCAAGCCACCUCUCCGAGCACACCUUUUGAGGUUUCAUCAGCUGAAAGCUCCGAUUCUGAUUGUAAGAUCGACAAGGUACUACCAUCGCCAAAGCGCAAACUUGUUGCUGCUAGCCCGCGAGGUCGCCCAGCCAAGAGGGCUAAGAUGGAGCGCUCUAACGCCCAAUCAUCCGAUGAUGGGUCUGACUGCGUGAUUGAAAAGGUUCUUCCAUCACCCAAGCGUCGCCAAGUUCUACAAGGAAAGGCAAGAAUCAAGCGACGUAGAGUUGGCGACUCCCUUGAUAGUCCUGUUUGUAUCGAGAGUGAUGUCGACAGCGAUGUUGAAGAUGUGAACUCCCUACCCGAGCCAACACAGACACAGACACAGGCCCCAGACGAGCCGCGAGCGCAUUCGCCCGAUAUCAUGGACGCUUUGGAGGCAUGGCUUGACGGUCCUCAGUCUGGCGGAGCUGCAUCAGAAGCGGCUCAACAGGCCUCAACUCCUGACAUCGGAAGUAGCCCGCCAAAUAUGCCAUUCUCAACAGCCCCUGAACAACCCAUUCAAAGCUCUUCGUCGAUGGAAAGCCCAGGCCGAAAGGUUCAAACUCGGGAAUCUCAUAGGGAAGCAUCUCCAAGCCCAGCAUCUGACUUGGAAAACAAAACCCCACCGUCGACCUAUAAGCUUCAGCCGGUCUAUAGCGGCAAGAACCUUCAGGAAACACAUACUCCUGGUACACCUUCACAGUUUCGCCCACAUCAUCGAGAUUCUCUUAUCGGUUUGAAGAGCAUUCUGAAAAGAUCUAGCGAAAAGCCGGCGUGCGAAUUUAUCGAAAUAUCUUCUUUCCCUGACAUCUCUCCGCUUUCUGGAGAUGAUCAUGCUGUAUCAUCGCCAACCGAGCGUAUUCAAGACAGCAAGCAUCAAGCCAAGAUGAUCCAUGAUGAGACGAUAUUCACACACCCACCACCAGCAAGGAAGCUGACAUUGGCGGAUCUCCGAUCGAAAAGUUGGACCCCAUCUCAGCCCAAGAACGCAAGCCGACCUUUGACCCCAUUACCAAAGCCUUCGUCAUGGCUUCGACAAAAAAAAGAAUUGAAACCAUUGUCAUCUAUCGCCGAUGAUACUGCCGCCGAGGAUGCUGCAUCUGACCAGGGCACUCCCUCAAAGCCACCUACCGAGCGAGUCAACCGUACUACCCAGAAGAUGAUCAAGGUAGAGCCGCAAGGUUCCGGCGAGGACGAUUCGGGAGAUGAACGUCCCAUUCAAAUUGAAAAGCUGUUGAAACCAGGCAGCAUCAAACAGGAGACGCCUUCGAAGCUGCCUACACAGCCAGCUAUGCGCCAGACUCAAAAGUCAGUCAAAGCCGAAAAACAGUGUGUCACUGAUACCGGAGCCGCCAAGACCAGGCGCCAUAAGCUUGCGAAACAGUUAAAGCAAAGCGCGGAACGACAGUUCACAAACCCCAAGCCUCUAUUUGGCAAGACUCAAAGACCAACCGGGAUUGAUGAGCAGAAUUUUAGCGACGGUGAAGAAUCUGAAGGCGAACGUCGGAAGAGACUUGAAGAAAAGCAGCUGGUACCGGUCUCAAAUCCACACUGGACCAAGCCCCUUUUCCCCGGCAAAGAGGUCAUGCCUCAAGUCAUUCGAGAUAGUGUUUCGGAGCAUGCCAUUAAACCCACCGUGGCCUCUUUUGAGAAGAAAUCAGCAGCCGGCCAGGGAUUCACCUUCAAGAACAAUGACCCAAACCAAAAGUACAACUGGGACGUCGACUGGAAUAUUGAUAAAACUCUCAGCAAACGUGAGUCGCGCGCCGUAGCCUCGGAACUGGAGCAUAGAGGCAUCAAGACCGAGAAGCAAUACAGCAAUUUUUGGUACAAUCUUACGAUGAAGAUUUCAUCGAUCGCAGGUUCCCCUGUCCCACUCUUUACUGCAAAGAAGAAGGCACUGGAGACGGUUGUGGAGGAGGCGAUGCGCAAUGCCAAACAGCGGAAGGCCUGCAAGUCUGCAAAGGUCACAAAGACGAAGCAUAAGAAGACGAAGAAUCGUUCACGAAUUGUUCAAGAAGUCCUGACUGCCAGCAAUGCCGACGAGGAGAAGCGCGAGAAGAAGCGCAAGAAGCGUGAGAAGAAGAUAAAGAAGCUUCCUCAAGGUGUGGACGCAUUCUUGAUCCCUGGCGAUACUGACGAGGAAGGCAAGUCAUCAUCCGAUGAUACCGAUUCCGAUUACGAUGGAGAAGAUUUGAUGGUCAAGGUACGAGCGGAUAUUGACAGGCAGCGAAGGAUAUCCGGAGGUGGAACAAGUUGUGGGUAUCGAAAGGGGGAUCUUUAA
Fusarium poae is the source of this 2550-nucleotide messenger RNA. RefSeq lists its product as uncharacterized. The transcript is spliced from 3 exons. The record is from RefSeq and is a predicted model, not a curated record. Lineage: Eukaryota; Fungi; Ascomycota; Sordariomycetes; Hypocreales; Nectriaceae. Bases 1 to 2550 code for a protein of 849 amino acids.